AUGGCGGGGCCAUUCAUAUCGCCGCUGCCGGGCGAUCUGCUCACGGAGUACAUGUUCGGCCGGAGGCGACAGCGCCGCAACCGGACCACGUUCACGCCACAGCAGCUGCAGGAACUGGAGGCGCUCUUCCAGAAGACACACUAUCCGGAUGUCUUUCUGCGCGAGGAGGUCGCGCUGCGCAUCAGCCUCAGCGAGGCGCGCGUCCAGGUUUGGUUUCAAAAUCGUCGCGCCAAGUGGCGUAAACAGGCGCGUCUCCAGCUGCUGCAGGACGCUUGGCGGAUGCGCUGCCUCAGCCUGGGCACGCCGCCAGUCAUAGCCGGCGGCGGCUCAAAUAGGCCGAGCAACGGAACAGCGGCCAGUGGUAACAAUCAAAUGCCAGAGAACUUAUCUGCGGGCGGUACAGCAGGCGGCAAGGAUGCCAUGAUCAAUGACGUGGGCGUCAACGAUGUGCCUCUGGCCAGUGGACAAGGCGCCAGCAAUUUUACAAUGAUGCAUCCGGCAUUCCAACAGCAGCAACAGCAGCCAACGCAUCCACAGUCCGAGCACGAUAAGCUAUCGAAAACCUACACGGAACUGAAGCUGUACAAGGAGCCGACUGCGCAUGGUGUUUCCCAAUUGGAUCUGGGCGGCAUGGCGGCCCUCGGCCCUGCCUCCGAUGAGGGCUCUGACGGCUCCGAUUCCGAGGAGAUAGAUCUGACCUCGGGUGCCUGCAUAGAUUUCUCACAGAGCAGCAAAUUGCAACAGCAGCAACAACAACAACAACAACAACAACAGCAACAACAACAACAACAGCAGCAGCAGGCGGCAGCUUUGGCGGCAAUACAGCCACAGCAGACCUCGAAUGGGGUGCACUAA
Drosophila novamexicana is the source of this 855-nucleotide messenger RNA. RefSeq names its product paired box protein Pax-6. Bases 1 to 855 code for a protein of 284 amino acids. NCBI's taxonomy places the organism in Eukaryota, Metazoa, Arthropoda, Insecta, Diptera, Drosophilidae. Gene Ontology annotation, molecular function: DNA-binding transcription factor activity, RNA polymerase II-specific; RNA polymerase II transcription regulatory region sequence-specific DNA binding. Gene Ontology annotation, biological process: regulation of transcription by RNA polymerase II. The transcript has 2 exons. The record is from RefSeq and is a predicted model, not a curated record.